Molecule: messenger RNA, 5236 nt
Organism: Schistosoma margrebowiei
Lineage: Eukaryota; Metazoa; Platyhelminthes; Trematoda; Strigeidida; Schistosomatidae
Source: the annotation of a GenBank genome assembly
GAAAACUGAAACAUGUUCGAAGCCUGAAUGUAUGCGUUGCUUUACAUGGUCAAAUGUGAUUGUACUAUAUAGUUUUCACAUAUCAGCUGAUUCUCAAAGUUUUGGCACAAUCAUUUUGAUCACAUAAUAUAAGCAAUGGAAUUUCGACAACAGUUUUCCAGAAAGUAGUUUAUAUUUAUACAAUUGGUGUAAAUAUUAGCAGAACAUCUCUUUCAGCAAUUCGUUUGUCAGAGGACAUUGUCUUCAGUAUAAAUUAGUGUUACUUAUGAAAUGAACAAGAAACAACUAUAUCUAGCUCAUUCUGUGGAUGAGUUAAAAAAGCUUUCGAAAAUAAAUAUCAGAUCAACUGUACCUUCAGUCUUACAACGUGAAAUGUCUUUAUUAAAAUGUCAGGCUAAUGAAGUUUGGGAGCAUGAUGAAGAGCGUGCCUAUGUAUUAUUUAUGAAGUAUUUUGAAUAUUAUGACAAGUUGAAACGUUUAACAGGCAGUAAAUGCUCAGCAUUGCUGAAAAAUGAAUUAUUGUCCUCGAUUGAACGUGCUGAAAUCUUACGUGAUAGUCUGAAAGCUAGAUAUGAGGAUUUAAGUCGUCAGACUUCACCCGACGUAAAAAAGACCAUUGAACCUCAACAGAAUCACAAACCAGAUAAACCACAGGGUGUGAUCAGUUCAUCUUGGAUACAGACAAAUGAAUUGGCAGGACUUAUUAAAAAGCAACAUAAGUUUUUGCUUAUUGAUGUUCGUUCGAAAAUCGAGUUUGAACAAUGUCAAAUUGCAUUUGAUAAUAUCAUCAACUUGCCUUAUGAUUUUAUAAAACGUGGGACUACAGUAAAUAAUAUCUCUGAUUAUUUACAAAAGAAUGAUUUCUUUAAAAAACUUUGGGAUAGUCGGUCCAAGUUCGAUGAUAUAAUACUAUUGGAUGAGAAUGGAUUUGAUUCAGACCAAUCAGUUUUAAAUAAAAACCAUCCUUUGCAAAUCCUUAAGGAUGCUAUGUUAAAGUGGGAUGCAGAGCAAGUUUUAACUGCUGAACCUAGAAUACUUUAUAAGGGAAUGAAAGAUUUUCGGAUGCGUUAUCCUCCACUUCUCAUUCAAAAAACUAUGUCAUCUAAUCAAAAAGACUCCAGACAAAUAAACUCUCAACUAGAAGCUCCUAAAUUUCAAUAUCCAGACUUGAAUAUCCGUGAAGAACAAUUACCUACUGUUAAUUUGGCUGAUUUGUUAGCUUCUCAAAGUAAAGAUCCUACAUUAUCCUUUAAAACUAUUCAAAAUGGACGUACUGGGAUAAAUAAUGGAUCUAAUUCUGUAUUUAAACGUCCACUAGCACCCAAACCAUCCACAUUCAGCAAUCGUGUACAGUAUACUCCUAAAAUGAUGUCCAGCCAGUCUCCAGAAAUAUCCCUUAACAAUAUCAGACAAACCAACUCUCCAGUUGAUCAUCGAUUAGAUGUUGUAUCAUCAGGUUUAUCGAAUUUAUCGAUGGGAAAUUCUGAUUCAUAUUCAACGAAUAUCCCUUCAAAUCUCACUCUCCCAUAUGGUUCAAUAAGAGGCGAUGAAGAUAUAAAAGACAAUGUUUGGAAACUAUCUGAUGAUAAUUUGGAUGAAGAACCUCUUGCCUACUGUGACUACCAUGAUAAACUACAUCCUGAUAGCACGUUGUUGAACAAAUUAUCCGGGCAAAUGAUAGAAAAUACAGUUAAUAGAUCAAAUGGUCCUUAUGCAAAUCCAUGGAAAGCAUCUUUAUCUAUGUCACCUAGUAGUGUUUCACUUCAAUCCGUGCCAAGUAUUCCUCCAUCUGAAACUAAACCAACAAAUGUUUUACAUUCUCAUUCAUCCCUAACAUCAUUUAAUCAGUCAGAUGUUUUAAAUAAUCAAGCUAUUCACCAAACACGUACUAAUGGUUUACGUAAUCUAGGGAAUACAUGUUAUAUAAAUUCUGUAGUACAAAGUCUGUCUCAUACUAGAGCAUUAGUUCAUUACUUUCUGGAUGGUUUUCAUGAACGUCAAGCUGUCGUGUCAAAUCGUCUUGGUUAUGGUGGUGAAAUUGUCAAACAUUUUGAAAUGCUACUCUCAGCGUUGUAUAACCAACCUAAUCAGGAUGCUGAAUUGUAUAAAUUUAGGUCGGCUGUUGCAAAACAUCAAUCUAAAUUUUCUAGUAAUGAUCAACAAGAUAGUUUAGAAUUUCUACUCUUUUUAUUGGAUGGUCUACAUGAAGAUCUUAAUGAAGCUCGUUCAGAAAAAAACAAUGCAACAAAGCUUAAACACAAUGAAUCAAUGGUUGAAUAUACUUCUAGUCAUGAACAAGCAGAAGCGGCAUGGAUUCAACAUAAAGAUCUCAAUAAUUCAAUUAUAGUCUCUUCAUUUCAAGGACUUCUUCGUUCCACUGUGAAAUGUAAUAGUUGUCAUGUAACUUCUACAACAUUUGAUGUUUUCAUGGUAUUAUCCUUGCCCAUUGAACAAAUUAAUAAAUGUCAAUUAACAGAUUGUCUCAAAUUAUUUCUUGAAAAAGAAGAAAUGGUUGGUCAGUGUCGUUGGCAUUGUCCAACAUGUAAUACAAGACGUGAUGCUUCCAAGUGGAUAGAAUUAUGGAAAUUACCGACAUAUUUAAUUAUACACUUAAAAAGAUUUCGAUAUGAAUGUGGUAAUUGGAGAAAACAAACAACCAAUGUAGAUUUUCCUAUUGAAUGUUUAGAUAUGAGUUCGUUUAUUGUUGGCCCCAAAUUGCAUUCUAGUGAAUACGCUUUAUAUUCGGUUUUGAAUCAUCGUGGUACAAUGGAAAGCGGUCAUUGUAAGUGAAGUAUACUGUGUUUUUCUACCAUUAAAACCUAGUCAAAUAUAUGUAUAUUACUUACCCAACAAGCAAAAAUAUUAUUGGGAUUUUGAUUAUUGAAUGACUAUUUGAAUCAUACCAUUUAAUUACUAUCAAAGGGAAGUUACUAUUUUUGGCGUAAACGUUUAUUUGCUCAUACAAAGUAUUGAUUGGUCAAAAUAUAUGUGCUUUGUUGAAGUUUACCCACUUUUAUCUAACUGAUCUGUCCACAUCCUUUUUAACUAGAUUAAUCAGGACAUUAUAUUCUGUUGAGGCUCGACAACCAGAUUCUCAUUGCUUUCAGUUACCUUCAUGUUAACUAAACUGAUUGAAUGUUAAUCAAAAUCAUGAACUUCUUGCAUACAUACGCUAUGCCGCUGUGCUUUAGUGUAAUGUUGCGGAAGAUGUGUUGGCCUCGUGGGUUCCAGAGACUCAGCUUUCAUCACGUGAUGUGAUAACUCUCCCAUCUGAAUACUGCCUUCCCAGAGCAAAGUUUUCUCUUGUUAGUAACUAUGUAAAGGGGUUCGUUUUAACAAGAUGAGAUUACUAAUCAUACUCUUAAUCCACAGUCUGGGCCCUGGUCCGGCGUCACCUCCAAGAAGAGUUUCCAGUUAAGUUUAUUUUAGUUAAAAUCUUACUUCACAGACGAUGCUUUCAGGAGAUUAUCUGUUGUCUAUUGCUUUAUUGUAGGUAAUAAUCUUCCUAGUUUAUAGGUAGUUACUCAACUUUCAUUUUUGAAGAUGAUAUAGUCAGUAGUUAUUACUAGUAGUGAUGUCCUGUUAAGUUAUGUAAAUGAAUUGAUUGGUCACUGUUAGUAUAGAAACUCGUUUGUUCGUAUACCUCGUUAUUAGGUAUCAGUUAACAUAUCCAUGGUAUUAAGUGGUAGUUAUUAGUGAAAUCUUUGGACACAUUCUCCAUCCUACUUUUAACAAAUCAACUUGAUAUAUUUGUAAUCCACUGGUUUAGCGAAUAACUUUUCAACCACAUAACUUCAAGGCACUAGGUUUGAAUUUCAAAAACUCACAUCUGAAUCGUUCCAAUUAGAACAAAAACUAGCAUAGUUCUGGAAGGGAUCUCUUUUCAACGAAUUUAUUAUCAAGCUGUACAGUCGUAUAUAUAUGAAAAUUUUUUGUUAUUAUUAUUAUUCAUAUUACGUAAUCUAGUAUAAUAACCUUUUUAUUAACUGUGUUCACAUUUCCUCACGGAAUUAGUACUUUUACAAAAACAAAAACUAGCAUCUUAAAUGUUUGCCAUCGGUUACUACCCAAUAUUGUACUUGAAAUAUAUAUGUUGUGUUGAUCCAAUCAUCCCUUUCUUUAAUUCUGGAUGAUUUAGGAUAAAGUUAGGAGGAAACUAGGGCCAGUCAAACUAGAACGUGAUAUCAGUACAUGAAGCUAUUGAUUGUUGGUCUGGUCCAUAAUAAUUUGUGCAGACUAGUUGGUUAAGGUCCACGCGAUUAUUCUGAUCAAUGGUUGGAGAUGCUGAGUGGCAUGACUCAAAUUUAGAUGCAAAAGUACAAAUGCCUUUCCUUAAAUCUUGAGUUUUAAGAUUAUUUUAUACUUUUUAUUUAACAGAUUAACUGUAUUUGCAAAUCAUAUUAUUAUUGAUUUACUACGACUAACACUGUGAUGUGUGCUACUGAUAUCGACAUAUAGAAGUAGUAUGUAUCGCUAUUUCCUUAUUUACUCACAGUGCUGAUGUAGUGUGGCAAUUUUAACCGACUCAUAUACAUACCAUGUUCCAUUUUACGCAUUAUUGACUGACUGCCUAGUUUUUUAUGACAAUGAAUGUAUUUGUUAAUAAAGUCUACAAAUCAUAUUUACAUAAACUAAAGAUUUUUAUCCAGCCCAAACUAGUGUGCAUAAGUUAGCAUUCUAGAUAUCCCUACAUUUUUGUUAGUAGUAGUUGUUGGAGUUACAAUUCAACGGAUUGCUUCGUCCUAACUACUCCGUAACCUCCCCCUUUAUCUGCAUGCGUUGAGUAAUACUUAUUUUCAGUAGCAAUACUUCUGUUCCCUUGUUUAAUCAAUUAUUUAUCCUAGCGUACUGUUUUUGUCAGUUAUACAUUUUAACAUUCUUGAUAUUUCAACAGAUACAACAUUUUGUCGUAACAUCCGUGACGGUCGGUGGUAUGAAUAUGAUGAUGAAAAUGUAUCUUUAUUAGACAAAAAUGAAAUACAAAAUGAUAAUGCUUACAUAUUGUUCUAUGAAUUACUACCUCGUGUUGGUGUAUUUUUUGAAAAUACACAUAGUAUGCUCCGAUGAGUUGUUCUAAAUUGAUUUGUUAUUUAUUUAUAAUAUAUAUUUUUACUUUUCAGUAAAUAAUAACACAAUUUAUCACGUUAAUUUUUUGUUUGUUUCAACAAUCAGAUGUAUAUCUACAUAUUUUGUAUCACUAAUAUUUAAUAAAAGAUAAAUUCUUAUCAUUUUCUGG